Saccoglossus kowalevskii is the source of this 1517-nucleotide messenger RNA. Its product is annotated as CAAX prenyl protease 1 homolog. Gene Ontology annotation, molecular function: metalloendopeptidase activity. Gene Ontology annotation, biological process: CAAX-box protein processing. The record is from RefSeq and is a predicted model, not a curated record. Lineage: Eukaryota; Metazoa; Hemichordata; Enteropneusta; Harrimaniidae.
CAUGCUUCCUCGUCUUUCCGCAUAUGUCUGUCUGAAUCUGUUGCUGAUAUAUAUGUCAUCUGGACACCAUAAUGUUUGAGACUGUAGAUAUAUUGAACGCUGUAUUAGUAUUCUUCUGGCUGGUCUACGUAUGGGAGACUUACUUAGCCUAUCGACAGAGGGCGAUAUACAAGACGUUUACCAAAGUUCCUGCUGAGAUAUACACCAUACUUGAUCAUGAGACUUUUGAUAAAGCCAGACUUUACCAACUUGAAAAGAGUAAUUUUGGGUUCUGGGUUGGGCUCUUCUCUCAGAUUGAGAUGACGUUAAUUUUAAUAUUGGGUGGUAUCCCAUUUCUUUGGAAUGCGGCCGGUAACUGUACUGCUUAUUUUGGUUAUGGUCCCGAAUAUGAGAUUAUGCAGUCGUUAAUGUUUAUUUUUCUGAGUAUGAUAUUCAGCACUAUAACUGAUUUACCCUGGAGUCUUUAUAGUACUUUUGUUAUUGAAGAAAGACAUGGAUUUAACAAACAGACUUUGGGAUUUUAUUUAAAAGAUCGAGUCAAGAAGUUUAUUGUGACUAUUGUAAUAGCUCUCCCCAUCACGGCCAUAUUGAUCUAUAUUAUCCAGGCUGGUGGUGACUACUUCUUUGUUUAUGCAUGGUUGUUUACCUUUGUCACCACUAUGUUAAUGAUCACUGUCUAUGCAGACUACAUUGCUCCACUCUUUGAAUUCACACCACUACCGGAGGGUGCUCUAAGAACUCAAAUAGAAGACUUGCCGGCAAGCAGGAAGAAACAUAGAAAGCACCGUUCGCAUUCUAGACACGUCUCUUCCGGGGAACCCCCCGUUCCCAGCCGUGACCCCUCCGCUAACUUGGGGGAGGCCGAGGCUCAGGCUAGUGACACUGGCUCUCCUCGGGGACCUCGGACACGAAACACCAACGGGGAUGCUGGUAGCCAAGGCUCCGUUCUCGGGGCAGGGCUGUCGGGGCAGGACAUACAGGACGUUGGGGUGAUGCGGAAUAUUAUCAGUCCAGGUGACACAAUGUAUAUUCCCCCACCCUUGAUUCUAAAGCAACCACUCACGGUCGCUUCAAGGCUGAUGGGAUCGCAGGCACCGGGAUCCAGAUCGACCCCACCUGCACGUCUCUCCUGGUCCAGCCGAGCGCUGAGCGUGGCGGACGGCGCACAGACGGUGUUGAGGGGCGGUCGUUGGUCAGCCGCAGAGGAGGUAAUGCCAAAAGCCCCGGGCUGGGGUAAUCUUUUGCAUAACCCCUUUCGCUGGACCAAACGCUACCCUAUCGGGGCAAUUUCGGAUUCGGACCCCAAUUCGACCCCAAGUCCCAUCCCGACCCAACAGUUGGUGUUUCUGGGCAUGGAGUUCGACACCGAGGAAGUGGAAGUAAAACAGAAAACUGAAGAAGAAGCUGAAGGAAAGAAGAAAUUGGGAUGCAGUAAUGAAGAAGUACUUGCAAUUUUAGCACAUGAAUUGGGACACUGGAAACUCAGUCAUAAUAUAAAGAAUCUUGUAAUUGGACAG